This is a messenger RNA of Osmia lignaria (orchard mason bee), 2185 nucleotides long. RefSeq lists its product as uncharacterized. NCBI's taxonomy places the organism in Eukaryota, Metazoa, Arthropoda, Insecta, Hymenoptera, Megachilidae. The record is from RefSeq and is a predicted model, not a curated record.
UAUCAGAAAAUGAAAAAAAAAUGUCUUAAGGAUAGUUCGAAUAGCGCGGCUGAUAUAAUUAACACCCAAGGGGUGUCCCUAAGUUAAUCCAAACGGUGAUGGUGGGAUAAGGUCAGCUGCAUUUUCCAUCGCCUUCGUCUCAUUCGUUCUUUUUCUUCGAGUUUCCUCGGGGUAAACUCGUUACUUUCACCCUUGCUACCAGGGACAAGUCGUAAUCAAGCCUAAUUCGUAAUUUCACCAGAAGGAGGACCGAUGAUUGGCGGGGCAAUGAGAUUUUCUCGUUUUUCUGCCGGCAAACAGUCGGGGAUAAAGGAAAUGGUAGAUCUUUUUUUUUUUCGUGACAUCAGUAAAAAAUUUCAACGAAUCAAUCCUCUCUAACUCGUCAAUGAAAAGGUAUUAUAGCCGAUUCGAGGACUGAAAAGUGGAUUUCAAUUUUUCUUCAUUUGUGCGAAACGAGGAGGAGAAAAUAUUUGAUUCACUUUUACAUUCGUUAUUACAAUGUAAGGGUGAAAUGUUCGAUUUAAAUUUUAAUCAACCCCUGAAUGUUUCGUGUUUGAACUCGCGUUAUUUCAAGCGUCCUAGAUUAUUUUUGCAACAGUGAAUGAAAAAAAUCCAUACAACAGUUCGGAAAAGAGUGGAGGCGCAGGUAAAAUUAUCGAUGAUUAAACUCGAUGCAGCGUGCAGAGAGCUGUCUGUCGUUCGAAAGACAAUCGUUGGUCCGGAAAAGUUGCAAUUUCCGUGCGAACAGGCCGCUCAAUGGGUUGCAAAAGUCGAUUAACGAGAGUGACAAAGUGAUAGCUACGACCCUACGAUUCCUGACAUGUUCGUCCACCCUCGACGAGAGCUAUUAAUAUUUCGAUUAAGUCAACGCUUAAUUUCGUUGCGUCGAUCACGAUGGCCGAGUUCCGCCAGAAUAUCGUUUUGACGAGCAUUAUAAAACAGCCAUUUCUGACGUGUAUUGGACUGGCAAAAAAAUAAUGUCUAAUUUCUACAUUAUUGUUUUAUUUCUCAGCGCUGUUCCUGUCUUACAACACAAGGUAGGUAUCUUGAUUAUUAUCCGUUAAAAUUGACGCUUUGCUCAUUUAUUUUUUUUAACUAACAAUCGUAGAAAAGAAUGAUGUUUAUAGGAAUCGUACGAUUAUGUAAUUUAGCGACAUUUACUUGUCACGUUUGUCAUUACAGUAAAUUAGUUUCCUGAGAAGAUAAGCAUCGUAAUCGCUACAUAAAACAGAGUAUUAUAUAAAAUAAGAAUAAUAUCAUGUUCUUUAAACCGGACAAUGUAUUAAAUAAAACUGUGAUAUAAUUACGAUUAAAAGUGAAAUUAUCCAGCCGAAUCCGUGUCUAGGAACAUCAUUCGUUUCCGUCGCCGGUCGUGACAAAAAACACGAAGAAGAACAAAUUGUCGCGGACGGCGGAUAAUAACUGUCAACGGUAGCGGAUGAGAACGACACUAGCCAUGAUUUUCUUUUCAAUGUGUGUUCUUUUCACAUGCGAUGUACCGUGGAAUGUUUCUUUAUCUGAUGCUUUUUGUUUCUCCUUCUACGUUUCAUUAUUACAUCACGCACCGAGCUUAGAGUAUUUAUUCGGGCGAUUCUCAAAACGAGGAGACAGUGUCAAAGCUACACAGGCACCAUGAAGUACUUGUUCCUCCUAUUCAGCGUCAUCGCUCUCUUCGGGCUUGGCGUAAGCGUCCUUGGAGCGUCGCUUGGAAUCAGUGAUUCCACCACUUACAGUUCUCUAGUGAAACGUAGCCCCGAGGAUGAACCUCCUUGUCCACAUGGACACCCAUGUGGACCCCCACCUGGUGGCUUCCAUCAUGGACCACCACCAGACGGCUUUCCUCAUGGACCUCCACCUUCUUCGGAUACAACAAAUAGUGCUGAUUCUAUGAGCGAUGAUGCCCAAAGUAAAACCAAACGAUCAGCUGAGAAUUCCCAACACCCGCCUCCACCUGGCGCUGGUGGCAUGGGCGGUAUGGGGGGUGGUAUGGAGGGAUCCAUGGGAGCAUCCAUGGGAGCACAAGUGGGUGGAUCCGGGGGCGCUGGAGGUCAACCAUCCAUGGGAUAAACCAACGUAUAGAUACAUAGGUGUAAAAUAGAUAGGGACAUUGUAGAAUUGGUCGAGGGAUUUUUGUUUGUAGUUUCAGUGAAAAUGUUGAAAUAAAUUUGUUGAUGAAAAAAUGUAA